Molecule: messenger RNA, 861 nt
Organism: Saccharomycopsis crataegensis
Lineage: Eukaryota; Fungi; Ascomycota; Saccharomycetes; Ascoideales; Saccharomycopsidaceae
Exons: 1
Coding region: 1-861 (286 amino acids)
Molecular function (GO): calcium ion binding
Source: RefSeq, a predicted model, not a curated record
AUGAGCGGCUACAAAGUUGACGGUGACGAUUUACUCGUCUUUCAAACUCCUGCUGAAGCUUUGGCUAAACACAAGCCUGGCUUUCAAACCCCACAAUCCACUGGGGGAUCUAAAGCCAGUGGGUUUUAUCAACCACAAUACCCAUUCCAAAAUCGUUCUUCUUCAUAUUCCUCGCUUGGUUCCGCUUCGCCUUCUGGUUCUGAAGCAAGUUUUGAAAAAUUGUCUCCUCAAUCCACCACUUCAAACUACAUGAUGCAACAACAACAUCAGCAAUAUCAGCAACAUCAGCAACAACAACAACAACAACAACAACAACAGCAGCAGCCAAGAGUUCUCUCUCAAAAAGACCGUUUGAAACAAUUCUUUGAUUGUUGCGAUUUCAACCAUGAUGGCCGUUUGGCAGAAGAAGAACUUAGCCAUGCUCUUAGAAACUACGAUCAAACCGAAUUUAAAAGAAGCACAGCCAGAACCAUGAUCAAGUUAUUCGACAAAGACCAUUUCAACUCCGUUGAUUUCGAAGAUUUCUGCAAUAUUUGGAACUAUUUGGCUAGAUGGAGAACUGUGUUUGAAAAAUGUGAUAGAGAUGGCAGCACUUUUAUUAAUCACCAGGAGUUUGCCAACGCUUUGAAAACAUUUGGAUUUGAUUUGCCUCAAGAAUCAAUCAAUCACAUCUUCUUCACAUUCUCUACUGUUCAAGUGAACCAACCGGCACUCAUGAAGUUUGAUAGCUUUAUCGAAAGUAUGGUUUGGAUUAUGAAAGUCACCGAAGUUUUCAAGAAGUAUCCUUCUGUCGAUGCCGGUGCUACAGCUGAAAUCGGCUACUUCGACUUCAUCGAUGUUUUGUUGGCUUUUAAGGAUUAG